AGCACCCCUGCCACAGAGAUGGACCCUUCCAACUAACCUGAAAACGAGGCUCUUCUUGCGCAUGCGUCGUGGGUGAGGGACGAACACCGGUCGGCAGCCAUGUUGUCCCGUACAGCACUUUUCGUGCCAACAUGCACUCAGGUGCGUGGUAUGGCAACACUGAAAGAAAUUCGGAACAGACUAAAAUCUGUGAAGAAUGUACAAAAGAUCACCCAGUCCAUGAAGAUGGUGUCAGCAGCCAAGUAUGCCCGGGCUGAGAGAGAACUCAAGCCUUCUCGGCCAUACGGAACUGGUGCUAAUGUUUUUUAUGAAAAGGUGGAUAUAGAACAGGACAAAGAGAAGCCAAAACACCUUGUGGUGACCAUGGGCAGUGAUCGUGGUCUGUGUGGGGCCAUGAACUCCAACAUCAACAAGCUGCUGAAGAAUUAUGUUAAGGACCACGCUGACAAGGAGAUCAAGUUCAUCACACUGGGAGACAAGGCCAGGCAAGCCCUGUACAAGACACAUUCAGACUAUUUCAUGCUGACCUUUGCCAACUUUGGAAGACAGCCUGCCACUUUUGCCGAUGCUGCGGAUGUAGCAGAGUCUAUCAUCAACAGUGGCUAUGAGUUUGAUGUAGGAGAGAUCCACUUCAACGAGUUCAAGUCUGUUGUGGCGUAUAAACUGCGUCCGUUGCCACUACACUCCCUACAAAGUGUGUCUGAAGCAGACUCGCUGGCUGUGUACGACAGCCUGGAUGCCGAGGUGAUCCGCAGCUAUCAGGAGUACCAGCUGGCCAGCGUGCUGUACGCCUGCAUGAAGGAGACCAACUGCUGCGAGCACAGCGCCAGAAUGACUGCUAUGGACAGUGCCACAAAGAACGCAGGGGAAAUGAUUGACAAGCUGACAUUGACCUUCAACCGCACCCGCCAGGCCGUCAUCACCAGAGAGUUGAUCGAGAUCAUUUCUGGUGCUGCUGCUCUGUAGAAAUGUGUGUCCACUCGGCUUUCCCUGGAGGUUCCCCCUCUUCCUUCUUAGAUUUCUACUGUUAAAUUCCUCAUCUAUCCUACAGAAGAUAAGUCUUAUAUACCACCUUCAUGUAUCUUAAGCUACAGUCAUAAAAAUGUGAUCAUCUGGAGUUGACAUGAGGUUUUCUUCUCAUGUUUCUUAAUUGAAAGAUUAAUAUAAUAACCAUAGCAGCAUACACAUUGUUGCAAAAAUAUUUCAACAUGACAUAGACAUCCUGUAGUAUCAGAGGGGAAAGAACUAUCUAAUGGGAAGCUGAGGUUAAGUAUUUGUCAGUUUGCCAGUUCAACCUGGAAGAUUUUGAAUAGUAAAACUUUGAAAGACAUAACUUAUAUCUGCCUGGUAUGUGGGUUCCACAUCUGACUGGCUGUACACUCAAUAAAAUGUUCUGUGUGGAA
Branchiostoma floridae (Florida lancelet) is the source of this 1403-nucleotide messenger RNA. RefSeq names its product ATP synthase subunit gamma, mitochondrial-like. Gene Ontology annotation, biological process: proton motive force-driven ATP synthesis. Lineage: Eukaryota; Metazoa; Chordata; Leptocardii; Amphioxiformes; Branchiostomatidae. Bases 100 to 966 code for a protein of 288 amino acids. Gene Ontology annotation, molecular function: proton-transporting ATP synthase activity, rotational mechanism. The record is from RefSeq and is a predicted model, not a curated record. The transcript is spliced from 8 exons.